AUGGCUUGGAGCUCACCUGACAAUAGGACAUUAGAUUGGACCUGGAAUAUCUCUGUUUUUACCUCCAAACUUGCACCCGCAGCUGAUAUUGGAGUAGGUUUUGCCAUCCUAAUAGUUGUUUUGUUGUCGGUAUUUGGCAACGGCAUGGUCCUGGCCACCUCGUACCGGCGCCGGUACAAGAUGAAGGGCUCCGAGCUGCUGUGCGUCAACCUGGCGCUGGUGGACUUUCUGGGCUGCGUGUGCUUCUACCCGCUGUCCAUCCUCUCGUCCUUCAGCCACGCCUGGCAGGGCGGCUACGCCACCUGCGUCUACUACGGCCUGGGCUGCUACAUCUUCGGCCUGUGCGGCAUGUUCACCAUCGCUGCCAUCAGCGUCAUACGCUACAUCAAGACCUGCCACGGCCUCCUCUAUGGGGCUAACAUCCAGCUGCUGUGUGUCUCCACGUGGCUGCUGGCCACCGUGUGGUCCGUGCUGCCCCUGUUCGGCUGGGGCGAGUACGUGCCCGAGCCCUACGGCCUGUCCUGCACCAUCGCGUGGCGCCGCUACCACACCUCGGUCAAGGACGCCGCCUACGUGAUCUGCUCGUUCGCCUGCUUCGUGCUGGUGCCUGUGCUGCUCAUCGUGGCGUCGCAGGGCAUGAUCCUGCGCAAGGUCUACCGCAUCUCCUACUCGCUCGCCGCGCACGGCAUCCACACCAACCUCAAGAAGACCGAGAAACGCCUGUCCGUGAUGUUCUUCUGCAUCAGCAUGGGUUUCAUCGUGGCCUGGACCCCGUACACGGUGGUCUCCUUCCUCUACAUCUUCCACGAGGAGGACACGUACAUGGCCCCGGCCGGCUUCGUCUUCCCCGCGCUCUUCGCCAAGUGCUCGCACGUCUACAACCCCAUCAUCUACUUCUACUUCAACAAGGCCUUCCGCCAGGAGCUCAAGUGCCUGCUCCGGUCCCUGUGUCCGGGCCUGGUGGUGUCCAACCGGGUCGGGGUCCUCCCGGCGCCGGUCCACCAGGGGUCCGUCGUGCCGGCCAUCCAGAUCCAGCUGCAGGAGCUGCAGGAGGGGAGAGCCCGGCGAGCAGACAGCGGCGGCGGCAUUGUCGGGGGAGUGCGCGGCGUCAUAAGCCUGGUGAAGUCGCACAGCCACAGCGGGAAAAGCCGCAAGAGCUCCUCGUGCGCCGCCAGGGAGGGCCAGGGGGGCGCCAGCGUCGGCCCGCUGUGCCCCUGCGGCAUGCACAAGAUCCGGGUGGCCCCGCUGGUCCUGGGGCCAGGCUCCGUGCGCGACUUUCUGCCCAUCUCCAGCUGA
Molecule: messenger RNA, 1296 nt
Organism: Sardina pilchardus (European sardine)
Lineage: Eukaryota; Metazoa; Chordata; Actinopteri; Clupeiformes; Clupeidae
Gene: opn8c
Product: opsin 8, group member c
Exons: 4
Coding region: 1-1296 (431 amino acids)
Biological process (GO): G protein-coupled receptor signaling pathway; cellular response to light stimulus; phototransduction
Cellular component (GO): plasma membrane
Molecular function (GO): G protein-coupled photoreceptor activity
Source: RefSeq, a predicted model, not a curated record